GUUUGUUCAAAAUGGUCAAAUUUGAUUGAUAUAAGAUUGAAAAAAGUUAAAUAUCUUCUCAACAACAGAACAGUUCCAAAUUUUGAUUAUUCAAAAUUAUGGGUGGAUUCAGAAACUAUUCAAUUGGAUAAUUUACGGGAAUUGUUACCAAAUCUCAGGAUUCUUAAUAUUUUCUCUUGUUAUGACGAGGGAUCGAGGACAGUAAAUUAUGGAAAAUUGGUUAACAAUAAUCCGAAAAUAAAAGGACUGGUUGGAUUAGAUACUUUUCAUUCACUUGAUUUGGAAAAUAUCGAAAUGAUCUCAAUAGAUAAUGAAAUGGUGGAGUAUAAAAAACUCUUUUGUCCUGAUCAGUUGAAACAAAUUUACUUUGAAUGCGCUUUGCAUUUGAAUGAUCUGAAUGAACUCGUUGAAUACUUUCCGAAUUUAAAGAGAAUCAACAUCAAGUUUUAUGGUGGACCAGUUCGUUAUGAUGGUCCAAAUUUAUCCAAUCUAAAGAUCUUCGAGUUUUCUGUAGACGAAUGGUAUGAUGACCAUAACGCAUUUCAUGUGAUGGACUUUUGUCCAUCUCUGGAAAGUGCUUACAUUAACGGCGAAUCAGAUGAUGAAUUUGCCAACAUGGCACAAAAAAACUACAGCCUGAGGAAUUUAGUAAUUGAAACAGUUUCUAUUAGAUUGAGCAACUUGGCAUGGCCAUUUUUAAGAAAACUAUUGCCCAAAUAUCCAAAUUUACAUAAUCUUGCAAUUAGAGGAGAAGACGCUAUUAGGGAUAUCCAUGUGAAAGAAUUGGUUAAGUUACUACCAAAGGUAGAACUAUUUGACUUCAGGAGAUGUGAUAAUAUCACUCGAAGAUCAGCCGAUUUCUUGUCUGAAUAUUGUCGCGAAUCUAAUCGAUCAAUCAAAAUCUAUUAUGAUUGUGAAGAGGAACCAAUUGACUGGCCCAAAUUAGACACUCCUCGAGAAUCAAUUGUUUAUGGAUUCGAUUUCAUGAAACAUUGUUUUUAUAAGCGUUUUUCUUGUCUUCCGCACCUAAUUGAUGAAUAAACUAAAGCUUCCAAUUCAUUUGCAUUAAUAAUGGUCUGAUUGGAUAUUAUAUCAAUUUACCAUUCGAAUGGCCUAAAUUGGGAGCUUCUUGCGAAUAAAUUGUCUACAAACUCGAUUUCAUAAAACACUAUUUUUAUAAAUC
Messenger RNA from Panonychus citri (citrus red mite), 1183 nucleotides. RefSeq lists its product as uncharacterized. NCBI's taxonomy places the organism in Eukaryota, Metazoa, Arthropoda, Arachnida, Trombidiformes, Tetranychidae. The coding region runs from base 295 to 1041 and encodes 248 amino acids. The record is from RefSeq and is a predicted model, not a curated record. The transcript is spliced from 5 exons.